UGGUGCUCUCAAGCAGCAGCAGCAUGACCGGAAACGGAGCCCACCACAGUUAGACGUGACCAGGGAAGAGAGCACUGGACUGCCCUUUGAUCAGAUUCCCACCCCUCCCAGUUUACCCAUUGUUGGAACACUAUUUGAUCUCAUUCUUGCCGGUGGUGCCGAGUACGUGCACCAGUACUGUGAUAAGCGACACAAAACGCUAGGACCAAUCUACCGGGAAAAACUGGGCAACAUCGAAGCAGUUUUUCUCUCCGAUGCUAAGCUUAUUCAGAAGGUGUACAAAUAUGAGGGCAAAUAUCCACAACACAUGGUACCAGAACCGUGGAUUAUCUACAAUCAAAGCAAAGGCAUUCAACGUGGUCUCUUUUUUAUGGAGGGAGAAGAGUGGAGCAGCCGACGGCGGACGCUGAAUAAGGUCUUUCUCAAACAGUCGGUGAUCAGCGAAUACACGUCCGUUUUCAAUGAAGUCAUCACCGACAUGCUCUCUAAGUGGAGCGACAAAUUGGCCCAAGAUGACAAGGGCAAUGGCAUUCUUAUCAAUGACCUGGAGAAAGAGCUGUACAAUUGGUCCAUUGAAUCACUAGGCACAAUGAUCUUUGGCCGCCGACUGGGCUGUGUUUCCUCUUCGCAGGACAAAACCAACUUGCCCGACAUUCACGAGUUUGUGCACUGUGUACAGCAAAUCUUUGUACAGUCGGCGAACAUGACGCUGAUUCCGCCCAAGGUGGCCCACUACUUGAAUCUGCCGGUGUGGAAGCGAUUUGAGGAGGCGGCGAGUAAAGCACUCGAUCUGGCCUCGCUUUACGUCACUGAGAAUGCUCGACAGUCCAACUUUGACUCGAGCAACGGCAUCAUCCGCCAGCUGAUGACCGACGGUGAAAUUGCCCUGGACGAGAUCAGUCGCAUCAUUGUCGACCUCUUUAUUGCUGCCGCCGACACGACGUCGCACGCCACUCAAUGGGCGCUCUAUCUGCUGUCGAGGCACAAACACGUGCAAGAUCAGCUAUUUCGUGAAAUAGAAGAAGUUACUCAGGGAGAGCCAGUUGAAGAGAAGCACUUGUCGCAGCUUUCUUUUGUAAAGGGAGUUAUCAAAGAGUCGCUCAGAUUGUACCCAGUUGCACCCUUUCUCACUCGGUACCUGACAGACGACCUCAACUUGGCCGGCUACACUGUGCCCAAAGGACAACUCGUGGUCAUCUCCCUGUACACGUCAGGUCGAAAAGAAGAGUACUUUGAAAAGCCAGCACAGUUUCAACCUGAAAGGUGGAUUCGUGAUCAGGAAACUGGCAAACAUCAGGUCAAGGACAACUUUGCCUGUUUGCCCUUUGGUCUCGGAGUGCGUUCCUGCAUUGGCCGGCGAGUGGCCGACGUGCAGAUGCAGCUGUUCAUCUCUCGAAUGAUACAGCAAUUUUACAUUCUGCCCACCAGCGAUAAAGAAGUGGAUAUUAAGCUGCGAAUGAUUACGACCCCUGAGAAGGCAAUUGACUUGCUCCUCAAGCGACGAUAG
Rhagoletis zephyria (snowberry fruit fly) is the source of this 1507-nucleotide messenger RNA. The record is from RefSeq and is a predicted model, not a curated record. Lineage: Eukaryota; Metazoa; Arthropoda; Insecta; Diptera; Tephritidae.